Spinacia oleracea (spinach) is the source of this 2087-nucleotide messenger RNA. Its product is annotated as LRR receptor-like serine/threonine-protein kinase FLS2. NCBI's taxonomy places the organism in Eukaryota, Viridiplantae, Streptophyta, Magnoliopsida, Caryophyllales, Amaranthaceae. The record is from RefSeq and is a predicted model, not a curated record. The transcript is spliced from 2 exons. Gene Ontology annotation, molecular function: protein binding. Bases 52 to 1770 code for a protein of 572 amino acids.
UGCAUGCUUGUUCUCCUUUUAGUAGCAACCCUCACUUAAUUUUCUCCAAUAAUGGAAACCCUCAAGAAAAAUUCGCUUGCAGUAGCUACUCCCAUUUUACUCAUAAUAUUGGCCAUUAGCAAUAUAUUCUGUCCACUACUGGUAGAAUCCUGUAAUGCCAUAGAUAAAGAGGCAUUGUUUCAUUUCAAGCGUGGGAUUUUGUAUGACCCAAUGCCAAAUUAUCAUGGAUUAGACACUUGGGUCCCUAAGACCGACUGUUGUGUAGAGUGGCGAGGUGUGAGUUGUGAUCCCACCAACGGAAGGGUUGUUGAUCUCCACAUGUCGGGCUUUCGGGAUGAAGGUGGUGUUGAUUCCAACUUCGGUCUGGUAGGUACACUCUCUCCUUACCUUGGCAAUUUUACCUAUCUUCAAACCCUUAUCUUUCACGACCUAGUAGACAUAAGUGGUCCAAUCCCUCCUGAACUAGGAAAGUUGUCACACUUAGAAACUCUUAUUCUAAGCAACAGCAAACUAAAUGGUUCAAUACCUUCAACACUAGGUAACCUCCAUAAGCUAAAAGAUCUUGAACUAGGCAAUAAUAGUCUCUCUGGCACCAUACCCGACUCUCUUUUUCAAUCCAUGAAGUCACUCUUGACUUUGGAAUUAGAGGGCAACCUAUUAACUGGUUCAAUACCAUCUUCCUUUUCAAACCUGGUUUCACUUAAAAAGCUUUAUCUUAGAAGGAAUUUUCUCUCUGGUCCAAUUCCACUUGGUAUAACCAAACUAAAGCGUCUCACCUACAUAGAUUUGUCGAAUAACAACAUGACCGGAAGAAUACCAGAUACCAUAGGCAAUCUCCCUAAAUUACAGUCCUUAUAUCUAAACCAUAACAAACUCACUGGACCCAUACCAAAUUCUUUAGUUAAACUCUCACAGUUGCAGGAUUUACAUCUGGACCAUAACAAAAUUACUGGACCCAUACCAAAGUCUCUAGGUGAACUCUCCCAAUUGCAGAAUUUAUACCUCGACCACAAUAGACUCACUGGACCUAUUCCUUCUUCCCUAGGCAGCCUUAUAUCUUUAGAAGUUUUGAAUUUGGCUGAUAAUAAAAUGACGGGUGUGUUACCAUGUUCCAUAGGCAAUAUCACCCGAAUCCAGAAAAUUGUGUUAGAGAACAAUAUGAUUACAGGAAAGUUGCCACCGACUAUGGGGCAUCUAACAAAAUUGUACGAUGUCUUGUUCUCAAAUAACCAGUUUGUAGGCCAAAUACCUUCAAGUUUUGGAAACCUGAAGCUCAAUAAUUUGCACUUGUCUAAGAAUCAGCUCACUGGCCCACUCCCUCAGCUUGAAUUCCAACCAAAAUCAUAUGACAACAACUUCGAUUUAUCUUAUAAUCCACUCGGGUUAGAGAAGAUACCAGAUUGGUUAUUUAAGUUAAACAUAUAUAAUCUUACAUUAGUUGGGUCAGGGAUCAAAGGGAAGUUGCCACAAUCGAUAAGGACAACUUAUACCUCCUACUUUCAUUUGUAUCACCUUGAUUUAUCGAGUAACCAAAUCCCAGGUAAGUUGCCUUCAUGGAUAGGGAAUAUGAGUUAUCUAGAAUCCCUUAACUUAUCCAACAACAGACUUUCAGGAAGUAUUCUUAGGGACUUGUUGAAUUUGAAUAAUCUGUAUGAUUUUGAUGUCUCAAGGAAUAAACUCAGCGGAAGAAUACCUCCCCACAACAUCAGUUAUCCUGCUUCUGCAUUUUCGGGAAAUCUUGGCCUAUGUGAUUCGCCGCUCCCUCCUUAAAAUCAAAGAUUCAAAGGAAGUACAAAAAGGAAAACUAAAGAUACAACACUGAAAAGACGUGUACAGAAGCAUACUUAUACGCAGAUUUUAUAUGGCGAAGCAUCAUCCUUCAAGGAAGCUUUCAAUUUGUACAAGCACCUGCAAAAUUAGAUGUGCUAAAGGUGAAUGAAAAAAGAUAUGGAAAUUUUGAAGUCAACCGUUACUAGAAAACAGAUCAAUAAGAAGGUACUCUGUAUGAACUUUGUAAGAAAACUUUCUUUUUCAAUUUUCUUUCCUCUCAUGUACUUCAAAUUGAACAAUAACAGAUCGAGAGAAAA